GAGCUGACAUCAUGACUUGUUUCCGGUAAUCACCAAACUGAGGAGAUGGUGGCCGAUGCUACCCAGAGUUUGUGUUUGCGGUACUGCAUAAUGUGUGUUAGUGACAAGCGUGUCCCUGUCACCCUGGCGUCCAUUCAAUGAUGUCUAAAGCAGCGGCGGAUAUAGCGGAUGAAGAAGCCAGGGCCUGCGGUCGGAUGCUACCGAAGGAGGAGGAGUGUGCAGCCGCGGGCCGCUUGCACGAGCUGGUGUUGCGCGCAGCCGCAGUGCAUGGCGCGAGGCCGGCGGUGUGCUGGGAGAGCGAGGCGGAAGGAGGCUCAUUGUGUUACAGCUACAGCCAGAUUACCUCUCUGGGCAAUACGCUGCAGCAAUUACUCCAUUUGCACUGCGGUAUUAACCAUGGCUAUGUGAUUGGAUUAUACUGCCAGCCUUCAGUAAACUUGCCCAGCUGGAUCUUAGGAAUUCUUCAAGUUGGGGCAGCUUUUUGCCCAAUUGAUCCAGAAAGUUCACCUCGCUUAUCAGCAUAUUUUAUUCAAAGGUGUAAGUUGAAGUAUAUCCUUAUUCAGGAAGAUAUGAUACAGAAAUUCAGGGACUCUCUAUCAACCUGGUUGUACAUUGAAGUUGAAUAUGAUAUUCCUAUGCUAAAUGUAGUACUUGUGAAGAUUCAGUGGCAGGUGGCAAAUGUGGAUUCCCUAGCUUCAGAGCCCAGGAAUGAAGAAAAUGUAAUUUACUGUAAAAUAGCAGGUUUAAGAGAAGGCAUUUUGGAAGCUGCUGAAAAGGAUAACAAAAAGCAUGCAAUAAAAUAUGCAGACUGCCUGAGGCAUGGGUUUGUGGCAUAUAUUUUACAAACAUCGGGUACUACAGGAACUCCAAAAAUUGUUCAAGUACCACAUCAGUGUAUUGUUCCUAAUGUACAGCAUCUCAAGUCUAUCUUUAAGGUUUCAUCAGAUGAUGUAAUUUUUAUGGCUUCUCCUCUGACUUUUGACCCUUCAGUUGUUGAAAUGUUUGUUGCACUGUGCAGUGGAGCUACACUGCUCAUUGUUCCCCCAAUCAUUAAAAUGAUGCCAAAGAGACUAGCCAAGGUGCUUUUUGAACAUCACAAAGUUUCUGUUAUGCAGGCCACCCCAACAUUAAUCAAACGGUUUGGAUCAGAAGUUAUGACAUCAUUAGUGCUUUCAGCCAAUACUUCACUACGUGUGUUAGCACUAGGGGGAGAAGCAUUUCCUUCACUGUGUGUACUCAAAAGCUGGCGAGGAGAAGGAAACAAAACCCAAAUUUUCAAUCUUUACGGGAUUACAGAAGUAUCAAGUUGGGCUACGUACUACAAAAUUCCUGAAGAAACCCUGUGUAGUACCACUCAGUUACAUGCAGAGCUUGUACCUUUAGGAUUCCCUCUUUUGGGAACUAUUUUGGAUGUUAUGGAUGACUCUGGUCAAGUAAUCCAGGAAGGAGAAGGACAAGUUUUCAUAGGAGGUAAAGAACGUGUAUGUUUUCUUGAUGAUGAAAUAACAGUGUGUCCAGGCACAAUGAGAGCCACUGGAGACUGGGUAAUCAUUAAAGCUGGACACAUGUAUUACAAAGGCCGUCGAGACAACCAGAUUAAACGACACGGGAAACGCGUGAGUCUUGAAAGUGUCCAGCAGGUAGCUGAAGGUUUGAAGCAAGUGGAAACCUGCGCAGUGACCAAAUAUGAUCAAGAUAAGCUAGUUCUAUUUGUAGUGCCCAGGGACAUUGCUGAACUGCGUAAAGGAGGUACCACUAAUUUCCGCAGAGAUAUCCUCCUUGAACUUGGAAAACAUCUCUCUUCCCAUGCUAUUCCAGAUGAUGUUGUCCAGAUCAAUUCAUUACCAUUUACAACUCAUGGCAAAGUAGAUCGAACGACUUUGAUUCAGACAUAUCAAGAACGGACAAAGACAAAGAAUUCAAACUACAUGCUGGGAAAAAAAGAGCUUUGGGAAAGUAUUCAUCAGCUUUGGAAGGUUGUACUCAAUCUUCCAGAAGAUCUGCCAGAUGUCUCUGAAAAUUGCAUGUUCUUGUACAGCGGAGGGGACUCCCUAAAAGCUUUGAGACUUGCAGAAGAAAUUGAGACACUUUUAGGACAAACAGUAUUUGGACUUACUGAAGUUAUUUUAAAUUGUUCUCUUCUGGACAUUUACCAUCAUAUUAACAAUACCAUAUUCUGUGAAGCUAAGAAUAAGGAGGAACUUGAUAAAAAUGACAGAAAAAUGAAAAGAAAAAGGAUUAAAGAUGAAACUCCAGGGUCUCAGCCAAAGCGGAUUGAACAGUGGCAAUUGACAGCAACUUUCGCUAACGUUACUACUAUAAGUAGAGGGAGUCAGAUCACAAAACUAAACUCUACUGUAAGUUACAAAAAUUGUGGAAAUAGUCCUGAUAUAGCAGAAGGAAAAGAGUUGAUGGAUGAUGAACCAAAUGGUAAAGAGAAGGAAGAAAAUGAUUCUUCUAAUGUGUCUGAAAAUAUGAAUGCCAGUAUAUCAUUCAAUGACGAGAAAAUGCCUGUUAAGAAUAGCUAUUGGGAAUCAUUUGCAAACAAAGUAGUAAAACCACUACACGUUGAUGGAAAGUUCAUUCCAGAAGAUCUUGUUGUCAAUUGUAGAACUGUAUCCUUGAAGAUCAGGUGGAAAUCUGACACUGCAAAAUGUGUUGAUGCAUCUCCUCUAGUGGUAAUAUCAGGGGAUAAUGGCUCAGAUGAAACUGUGUACAUUGGAUCUCACUCGCAUAGGAUGCAGGCAAUUGAUGUGCUUUCUGGAAAGAUAAAAUGGGAGAGGAUUCUUGGAGAUCGGAUUGAAUCAUCUGCAUGCAUGUCCAGAUGUGGAAAUUUUAUUAUUGUAGGUUGUUAUGAUGGUUCCAUCAGUGUGCUAAGAGAGAAUGAUGGGGAAACGCACUGGAUCUUUUGGACUGGGAAUUCAGUAAAAAGUUCUCCAGUUAUGGAUCCUGACCUAGGACUGGUCUUUGUUGGAUCACAUGACCAAAACAUCUAUGCUUUGGACAUUCUUGGUAAAGUGUGUGUCUGGAAAUUGCACUGUGGAGGAGGUGCUGUGUUCUCAACUCCUUGUUUAAAUAAAUCACCACGAAUACUGUAUAUAGCAACCCUUGGAGAAUCAUUGGUCGCUGUCAAUCCAGACACUGGGAGUGUAGUUUGGAAACGUUCCUGUGGCAAGCCUUUAUUUUCUUCACCACGGUGUACUUCACAGAGUGUGUACAUUGGUUGUGUUGCUGGUAGCCUGCAAUGUUUUAGUCAUAAUGGUGAUCAGCUUUGGCAGUUCUCAACUGGGGGCCCGAUCUUUUCUUCACCAUGCAUCUGCAAUUUUGCUGCAACAGAUCAGAAAAUAAUAUGUGGAUCUCAUGACUGUUUUGUGUACUGCUUGGAUGAAGAUGGAAAUCUGGUGUGGAAGUUUGAAACCAGCAAACAAGUAUAUUCAGUUCCAUUUGUUUUUACCAACUGUGAUCUUGAUGAUAGAACAUUAGUAGCUGUGAUCUCUACAGAUGGAAACUUAUGGAUCUUGGCUGCAACAACAGGGGAAUUGGUUGCUUCAUAUUCCCUUCCAGGCGAGGUAUUCUCUUCACCAGUCUUGUGGAAAAAAACUCUUAUUGUAGGUUGUAGAAAUAACUAUGUCUAUUGUUUGGAGAUGUCUGCACUGGAACAAAAAAAUACAGAUGGUCUUGGGUGAAAGUAAGUAGAUCCAUAAUUAAUUGCAUGUUUGGAGUUGUCGGAAUGCUUAAUUUUGGAUACUGAUUCAUUAUAAUCAGUCAAGCACAGGCAGUAGCAGUUCUUGAGCAAGUGUUACUUCCAGAGGCACUGGAAGUUUUGUGUAACUCCAAACACUGGAAAGGGUGUCAGUAACAAAAUAAACAAUUGUUUGGAAAAUCUGGGAUUACCAAACCAGGUUUUUAUUGGUUUGGACAAGAUCCUCUUAUAACUCUCUGAGGAUCAGUAGACUUAGCAAUCAUGGCUGAAAGUUAAAUAUGAUCCAUAAAAGAAGGAAAGCAACAUCCAUAUUAAAUCAAAAUGCAGAGAGAGGUUUUUUUUUUAAUUUAACCAUUAAGAAUGAUUUCAUCUAGCCCUGGUGUCUUUUAUUAAUCCUAGCUUGAAACUUCAGUUUGUGUGAGAUCUAACCUGACGACACCAUUAUUUUAUAUCAGUGGUGCUAUGUUAAGUUUUUAAGGCAGUUAAUAAAGCAGGACAGCAUUAUCAAUUAUGGUAUCAGUGAGUUAACAUUUCUAACUAUCCAACUUUGAAGAGAGAACUGGCUCCAUGUUGUUUGGCUGGGAAUUGCACAAGUCUGCUCAUUCAGUGCCUGCUUCUGAUUGUGAGAGAGAUUCAGUGAGACCUUAUAAGGUCUCUGUUUUUAUCUCUCAGUUUUGAGGAUAAAGCUGUUCAGCUUCCAACAUUAUUGAUUAUAAUCAUGAUGCUCCUAUAUUCUUGAAUGUGGGACAGACUUGAUGGUCCAGCUGGUCUUUAUUGUCUGUCAAUUUAUGUUUGUGUUAAGUUGUAAGGAUGCUGCUGCAAUAGAUACAAUCUGGAUUGUUGCAGAUUCUCCCAAAUGUCAGGUAAGAUCUGAGUAACUGACGGGGAAACUAGCAGACUUUGAAACAAAGCUCAUAUUAAUGCAUUUCGAUAUUCGGUACCAUGUUAUAAAAGAAUCUAGCAAAACAGUUAAGCUAUUUGUAUACAAAUAAAUAAGAAUUAUUUUGA
Messenger RNA from Carcharodon carcharias (great white shark), 4711 nucleotides. RefSeq names its product aminoadipate-semialdehyde dehydrogenase (gene aasdh). The transcript is spliced from 14 exons. NCBI's taxonomy places the organism in Eukaryota, Metazoa, Chordata, Chondrichthyes, Lamniformes, Lamnidae. The record is from RefSeq and is a predicted model, not a curated record. Gene Ontology annotation, biological process: amino acid activation for nonribosomal peptide biosynthetic process. The coding region runs from base 138 to 3686 and encodes 1182 amino acids. Gene Ontology annotation, molecular function: protein binding.